This is a messenger RNA of Suillus subaureus, 499 nucleotides long. RefSeq lists its product as uncharacterized. The coding region runs from base 184 to 390 and encodes 68 amino acids. The record is from RefSeq and is a predicted model, not a curated record. The transcript is spliced from 3 exons. NCBI's taxonomy places the organism in Eukaryota, Fungi, Basidiomycota, Agaricomycetes, Boletales, Suillaceae.
GCCAAGAUCCUUCGUAACAUUUGCAAGGCAAUGGGACCCAACAACUGAGUGCUAAUUCAUGAUUGCGUGAUAUUUCACACAUUGCAAGAACCUGGCGUAGGAGCCAACGGGUUAAGCGUCGUGAGUCUAGGAGUGCAGCCUGAGGUAUUUUUGAAUCCAUGAUCCCCCAAGGUCCCUGAACUUAUGUUACCGAACUUGGGGGUAGGCAGUCACAGGUCGUACCAAAUGGACCUUUCUAUGUGGUUUACUUUAAAUUGCAAAGAACGAACCUUGGACGAACUGAAGAUCAUUGGGCAAGUUCCUUAUAGUAUACCUCGAUCCGUUGGGGGAUCAUCGACUAGUGAUAAUUCACAGGACCGUUACUGGUCUAACACUCAUCCGAGCUUAUGAUUUUGCAAAUUCAACGAUCGUGGAGUUCAGAGUCGCUCAGAGCUGAUGCCAACAACAAAAUUCCCAAAUAAAAUAUUUAGUUGUUGCGUCUACCACCCAUAUCUUACAC